AUGCCUCGUCCAUGCCUCCGUCGUUGCCGCCGGCCAAACGACCCCGAGCGCAGCAAUCCGCUUCGCCUAACCCGCCGCCUCGAACUCUCGAGGCGCGUCCAACUCCUGCUGCUCCUCGCGAACCUCGCCGUGGCGGUCCCCGUCGCUUUCUACCUCCGUGCGACAAGGGCAGGGCCCUCGGGAUGCCUGCCUGGGGUUUUCUUCUGCGCUGCCGCGACGCUGGUCGUGACGACAUCGAUGGCGUACGUGGGGAAAUUGCGUGGAGGAUACAGGUCUAGUCGGUUCCUGAAGAAGGCCAUCGCUGUAGAUAUUGUCUGUCUCCUUAUGCAGGCCUUUGCGCUUGCGGAUCUUGGGCGAGGACGCUCCUUCCAUCACGGAUAUCAUCACGGGCCGUCGGCCAGUUCCGCCCACAAAGAGCUCAACGGUGAAGAGACGGAGGGUGCGUCGUGCACCCUCCCCAAAAUCUCAUUGAUCCUCACUGUCCUUGUAAUCGUCUCCUACAUCCACACCGUCGCCCGCUCCGUGCGUCUCCUCGCUUCGCUCCGCCGCCAGCCCGCCCAAUUUACUGGCACCGGUUACCGAGUUCUGCCCACCGACGACGUCAAAGUCCCCAUCGCCCUGUCUCUAAUCAAGGUGCCUACGUCCACCUUCGAUGGAAAUGGCAACGGCGCAUCGGUGGCGUCGUCCACAACCUUGGAAAAGGCCCUCACUCCAACCUCCUCAACAGACAGCGGAGUAGUAACGGACGAGCAAGAGAAGUCUUAA
This is a messenger RNA of Scedosporium apiospermum, 765 nucleotides long. RefSeq lists its product as uncharacterized. Bases 1 to 765 code for a protein of 254 amino acids. The record is from RefSeq and is a predicted model, not a curated record. The transcript has 4 exons. NCBI's taxonomy places the organism in Eukaryota, Fungi, Ascomycota, Sordariomycetes, Microascales, Microascaceae.